GAUCGGUCUGCUCUGUCACGUGACCGCCUCCUCUCUUCUGAUUGGUCGGUGUGGUUGCUGGUCAUUGAUCCAACAUGGCGCCGACCCUGGUGGAGCAUGUUGUCGCAGACGCGGGAGCGUUUUUAAAGAAAGCUCCUCUGCAGGAGAUCGGCAGAAAUAUUUACACUCUGCGAGACGUCGUGGACGAAAUCAGAGACAAACCGACCAGGAGGAGUCUGUCGUUCCUGCCGUACGAGCUCAAGUUUAAAGAGCCACAUCCUGAACACGUCAGACUGGUGACAGAUUUUUCUAAGAAGACCGGAGACUACCCGAGUCUGUCGGCCACAGACAUCAAGGUUCUGGCUCUGACCUACCAGCUGGAGCUUGAACACGUCGGCUCCCAACACCUGAAGAAAGAGCCUGAGAUCAAGGUGAAUGUUCAGAGCACGCAGAGACACCCAGAGACACCAGUGAACAUCGCAGGAUUUCACUUCCCCUCCAAGAAAGCCGCUUUGACCGUCCGACAGACUCAAACAGAGAAGGACACGUCGAAGGACACGUCGGAGGACAGCAGCGAGUUCAACAGCUUCACCUUCUGGAGGGAUCCUCUGCCGAGCAUCAACGGAGAGCUGCUGCAGUUACUGGAUCCGAUUCCAGAUCCGGUCCAGGUUUUAAACUGGAAGAACAAACAGAACCAGACGGACACGCAGACGGCGUUCGAUGAGUUCAACAGCUUCAACUUCUGGAGAGCGCCGCUGCCGUCCAUCGACGGCGAGCUGCUGGACCUACUGAAAGUGGAUGACGUCUCCUCAUCUGAGAGCCGAUUGGACGAGCCAGAGGACCAAUCGGACGACGGGGACGAGGAUGAUGAUGAUGAUGAUGAUGAUGAUGGAGGUGGUUGGAUCACUCCCAGUAACAUCCAACAGGUGAAGAUGGACUCUGGUGAUUGGACGGCUCCUGCUGAUGUCACAGUUGGAUGUCUGACCACCGACUUCGCCAUGCAGAACGUUCUGAUCCAGAUCGGACUGCAUGUCCUCUCUGUGAACGGGAUGCUGAUCAAACAGGCGAGGAACUACGUCCUGAGAUGUCACGCCUGCUUCAAGAGGACGUCCAACAUGAACAAACUUUUCUGUCCUCACUGUGGAAACAAAACUCUGAAGAAGCUCGCCGUGACGGUCGGCGAGGACGGCAGCGUCCACAUGCAUUUCUCCAAAAACCCCAAAGUGCUGAACCCGAGAGGCCUGAGGCACUCUCUGCCGCUGCCUCAGGGCGGGAAACACGGUAACAACCCUCAGCUGGUGGAGGACCAGCGCUUCCCCCAGCAGAGACUCUCCCGUAAAGCUCGUCAGAAGACGGACGUGUUCAACCCGGACUACGUGGCCGGAUCGUCUCCUUUCUGCAUGAACGACAUCUACAGCCGAGCCGCCAACCUGCAGAUCCGAGACGGUCAGUGCGGAGGAGGCCGGAGACGAGCCAACCCCAACGCCAACCACAAGAAGUUUGUCAAGAAAAAGUGAAGAAGGACGGACACGUGAAGACGCCGAGGACAUUAAAUAAAGGAAGUCUGUUAACUACGAAAGGUUCCUUUAAUAUAAAUCAUUAAUUAUCUGUAUCUGUUGCAAUAAAUACAUUUAAAACUUCA
This is a messenger RNA of Larimichthys crocea (large yellow croaker), 1621 nucleotides long. It is a transcript of the gene nob1, whose product is annotated as NIN1 (RPN12) binding protein 1 homolog. NCBI's taxonomy places the organism in Eukaryota, Metazoa, Chordata, Actinopteri, Sciaenidae. Gene Ontology annotation, biological process: maturation of SSU-rRNA; ribosomal small subunit biogenesis. Gene Ontology annotation, cellular component: preribosome, small subunit precursor. The record is from RefSeq and is a predicted model, not a curated record. Gene Ontology annotation, molecular function: RNA endonuclease activity. Bases 75 to 1496 code for a protein of 473 amino acids. The transcript is spliced from 10 exons.